GAGAGAGUAGCAUUUGAAGGAAGAAGUAUUUUAAAUUUUUAUUUAAGCCAAUGUUAAUACAACUGUUCACUACUCCCGUCGCAAUUCACAACAUUCUCAACCCCCGAUGACUAAGCCAAAGCGGUAAGAUCUUACUGCCCAAAUUAUUCCUUCCCCAGGAUCAUAUCAAUUUCAUCACGAAAAGACAUACAAUUCCAAGUGCGCCGCAAGUCAUCCCCCUCACAAAUCAAUCACCAUGGAAUCCGCAUUCAUAGUCAAGCCUCGUCCCAAGCGAUCAGUCCUACCAGCGCACAAAAAGAAGAGAAAGUUCGACCAUAAGAUUGAAGAAAUCAAUUUCGAUUUAACUGCUCGCGAAGAUUAUUUGACUGGAUUUCACAAACGAAAGGUUCAGAGAGCGAAGAAGGCUCAAGAGGAGGCAGAGAAGAAGGCUAGAGAGGAGAGAAUUGUUAUGAGGAAACAGUUGAGAGAGGAAAGGAGAGCAGAAUUGAAUGAGCACGUUAAAGCCGUAAAUGCGCUGUUAGAGGAUGUUGAGGAAAAAUUCGAUGGCGGAGAUGGGGAUGAAUGGGGAGGUAUAGAGGAGGAGGAAGAUGAUGAAGAAGUGCCAGAGCUGGUCGAUCACGAAGAGGAAUAUAUCGAUGAAGAUAAAUACACAACAGUCACAGUCGAAGGCAUAGAAAUAUCGAAAGAUGGAAUCAAGAGGACUGCAGAUGAAGAGGAUAGUGAUGAUGGGAUACACGAGGCAAAGGGGAAGGUCAUAAGAGAAGAAGAGAAGGUCAAGAAAGUUUGGCCCAAGAAACCACGAAAGAAGAAGUUCACAUAUGAGACCAAGGCGGAAAGGAAAAUGACGAGACAAAAGCAGAAGUCUGGGAGUAGAGCAGCAGCAGAUGCGCGACGAGGUAAUAAUUAAAAUGGAAUCUAUUAACAACUUCACAAUCAGAACCCGCAGUAAUAUUUGGUAUGUGACUUCGAUAUCGAUCGAGAAGCAAAUCAUGUAAAAACAGCGUACCA
Messenger RNA from Botrytis cinerea B05.10, 1008 nucleotides. It is a transcript of the gene Bcrrp17, whose product is annotated as Bcrrp17. The transcript has 2 exons. Gene Ontology annotation, molecular function: RNA binding. Gene Ontology annotation, cellular component: nucleolus. Bases 236 to 907 code for a protein of 223 amino acids. Lineage: Eukaryota; Fungi; Ascomycota; Leotiomycetes; Helotiales; Sclerotiniaceae. The record is from RefSeq and is a predicted model, not a curated record.